This is a messenger RNA of Micropterus salmoides (largemouth bass), 2191 nucleotides long. Its product is annotated as cyclic nucleotide-gated channel cone photoreceptor subunit alpha-like. Gene Ontology annotation, molecular function: cGMP binding; protein-containing complex binding; intracellularly cGMP-activated cation channel activity. The transcript is spliced from 6 exons. NCBI's taxonomy places the organism in Eukaryota, Metazoa, Chordata, Actinopteri, Centrarchiformes, Centrarchidae. Bases 1 to 1830 code for a protein of 609 amino acids. The record is from RefSeq and is a predicted model, not a curated record. Gene Ontology annotation, cellular component: intracellular cyclic nucleotide activated cation channel complex; plasma membrane. Gene Ontology annotation, biological process: monoatomic cation transmembrane transport.
AUGAUGCACCCUGGGCGGAGCAGCGUUUGCCCCGCAGAGCUCGGCCUCAGCAGCCGGAGCACAGUGGACAACACGGGGAGCAAGAGCAGAGAUGGUCGGUGGACCCUGGCCGCACAAAACAUGAACAACUGCAACAACAAUGACGGCAAAAAAGAUGACAAGACACCGGCCCCCAAAACGGAUGAGAAGAAAGAUGAGAAGAAAGAUGAUAAGAAAGAUGAUAAGAAAGAUGACAAGAAAGAUGACAAAAAGGAGCAACCCAAGGAGGUAUGGAUCAUGGACCCUGCCACAGAUAUGUACUAUUACUGGCUGUGCACGAUAUCCAUCCCAGUGUUCUACAACCUGAUAUUGCUGGUGGCCAGGGCUUGUUUUAAUGAACUACAGUCCUCAAAUACAACACUGUGGAUGGUUCUGGACUACACUUCAGAUGUACUCUACUAUUUUGACACCUUCGUGAGAGCCAGGACAGGUUUUCUGGAGCAAGGGCUGCUUGUGAGGGAUGAGAAGAUCCUGAAAGAAAAGUACAUGAAGACACUCCAGUUCAGAUUAGACAUCAUAUCAUUAAUUCCCACUGAUAUUGUUUUCCUCAAAAUUGGAAUCAACAACCCAGAGUGGAGGUUCAACCGUCUCUUUAGGUUAGCCCGACUAUUUGAGUUCUUUGACCGGACUGAAACUCGAACCAAUUUCCCCAACAUCUUCCGAAUUGCUAAUCUUGUGCUUUACAUAAUCAUCAUUAUCCACUGGAAUGGUUGCCUCUACUUUGCCGUCUCCAAGAUUCUCGGCUUUGGCUCAGACACGUGGGUAUAUCCAAACAUGACGAAACCUCAGUUUGAUCGCCUGACCAGGCAGUACAUUUAUUGCUUUUACUGGUCCACUCUUACUCUGACCACCAUUGGUGAGACACCGCCCCCGGUCCGAGACAUUGAAUACUUUUUUGUGGUAGUUGACUUCCUCACUGGAGUUCUGAUCUUUGCUACGAUUGUAGGAAAUGUUGGUGCUAUGAUUUCCAACAUGGGUACUGCACGUGUAGAGUUCCAGGCCAAGAUUGACUCUAUAAAGCAGUACAUGCAUUUUCGAAAGGUCAGCAAAGAGCUGGAGGUGAGGGUGGUGAAGUGGUUCGACUACCUGUGGACAGAGGAGAAAACAUGUGAUGAGAAGCAGGUGCUGAAGAACCUGCCAGACAAGCUGAAGGCUGAAAUAGCCAUCAACGUACAUCUGGAGACCCUAAGAAAAGUCCGCAUCUUUCAAGACUGUGAAGCAGGGUUGCUUGUUGAGUUGGUGCUUAAGCUUCAGCCACAAGUUUUCAGUCCUGGCGACUACAUCUGUAAGAAGGGGGACAUUGGCAGAGAAAUGUACAUCAUCAAAGGAGGAAAGUUGGCAGUAGUAGCAGAUGAUGGGGUUACCCAGUUUGUGGUCCUCAGUGACGGGGCAUAUUUCGGAGAAAUCAGCAUCCUCGGUAUCAAGGGCAGUAAAGCGGGAAACCGAAGAACAGCCAACAUACGGAGUGUGGGCUACUCUGAUCUGUUUGCCCUGUCCAAAGACGAUCUGAUGGAGGCACUCACGGAGUAUCCUGAUGCUAAAUAUAUGCUGGAGGAGAAGGGAAGGUCCAUCCUGAUGAAAGACAAUCUCAUAGAUGAGUCGCUGGUCGCUGCUGUUGACGCCAAAGACUUGGAGGAAAAAGUCGACAAAAUUGAAGAAAGUUUGGAGGUCAUGAUGGCCAAAUUUCGGAAGCUUUCAGCCCAGUAUGAAUCCUCCCAGCGGAAACUCAAGCAACGACUCACUAAUAUGUCAAACCAGGUGAGGACCCUAAGAAUAGACGAUGAUGAGUAGAGCUACUACUGCUACUACGGGCUUAGGGAGUCUUCCCCUUCAGGAUGUUACUUCUGAGGUCAUCCCAAAGGUACACACCAUAUGGCAGAUGACCAGCAGCUGGACAGUGGCUGUCUCCGUUCAUAAUUCCAAUAUCUGGUAAAAUAGUAAGGUUGCCUCCAUGUUUUAAGAGUGGCAACAGAAUAUCGGAAAAUUGUUCGGUACUGCAGUAGGGUACAUAAUGCUUGGUCAGAUGCUCAGUCUUGUUUACUUGUCCUUUAAAUGCAACACUAUUGCCAGAACAAAUAUUUGCUGGAUCUGUGUGUUUUUUUAAGAACUGUUUGAAAUAAACAGAUAUAAAGUCAACACACAAGAAGUUUCU